AUGUCUAAAAUGUUCCAUCCUGAGCAGAUGAGGAAGGCGAAUUCAGAUGAAUUCGACAAUCCUGGAUGCACUGCUGCUUACAAGGAAUUUGUGAAGGCGGUUGUAGCAUAUCAAAAGAAGCCUAAUAUCAUAAAAAGGGUACCGACAUCUUUAAAACCUGAUAAAGAAUUGGAGCAAAAGAGAAAAGUUAUUGUUCGUAGCUUCUCGCUUGCAAGAAACUUAUACGAAGGAGGAGAUAAUACUCGUCAACUUAAAGAGUCUGAUCUCAAACCGGGAGCUGAGUUUCUUGAGUCAAAUAUAGCACUGAGUGUGCAGCAAGAGAACAGGCUGAAGCAAAUGGGAGCAACAGUGAGGAAUGCAUCUUCAUACAUGGAGAGAUUGAAGAUGAAUAAAGAAAGAGAGAAAUUAGCAAAAGCUGUAAUGGGGAAGAUGACAAUUGAGCAAUUAUCUGAUCUUAAUCUGUUCUACCAUAUGAUGGGACAUAUAUCUUCUGAUAUGUUAAUGAUUUGGGGUUUUUUUCGAGAAGAUGAUGGGAAUUUAGGGGGUUUGUGGUGUAAAUGA
This is a messenger RNA of Helianthus annuus (common sunflower), 561 nucleotides long. RefSeq names its product putative glutamine amidotransferase GAT1_2.1. Gene Ontology annotation, cellular component: cytosol. The transcript has 4 exons. The record is from RefSeq and is a predicted model, not a curated record. Bases 1 to 561 code for a protein of 186 amino acids. Gene Ontology annotation, molecular function: hydrolase activity, acting on carbon-nitrogen (but not peptide) bonds, in linear amides. Lineage: Eukaryota; Viridiplantae; Streptophyta; Magnoliopsida; Asterales; Asteraceae.